Molecule: messenger RNA, 848 nt
Organism: Pistacia vera
Lineage: Eukaryota; Viridiplantae; Streptophyta; Magnoliopsida; Sapindales; Anacardiaceae
Exons: 3
Coding region: 33-353 (106 amino acids)
Source: RefSeq, a predicted model, not a curated record
UGGGCUACAAUUAUCUGGGUUUUUUUCUGGUUAUGGCUACUAAUAUUUGUUGCUCCAUUGAAACGGAGCCUAAAACUUUGAGUCAAGACCAACUCCAUCAAGCUAGAGAGGUGGCUGCAGAUGUAGUUCAGAAGAUGAAGGAAAAGGAAGCUUCAAGUGUAUUCAUCAAGGUCCAGGAAGGUGUUGAAGAAGAAGAGAAAAAUGAGGAGAAACUGCAGAAGGAAGAGCAAUUUAACAUUGCUAAUGAUAAGAAGAUUCAAGUCAUUGAAAGACCUUGCCAAUGUUCUUUGAAUAAUAUUGCAGAAUCCCCUGAUCAGAUUAAUCUUGAAGAGCCCUUGUCGGCUCCCUUUUAAAGUAUAUCCGGGGAUUAAUCUUUCGUACCAUGGAUGUACAUACAAUAUAAUUUAUUAAUAACGAGAAGAGUGUAUGUUAUAUAGUUGUAUAUACAACCAAUUAAUUAUGAAACGAGUGUAUGUCACAUGCGUUGACGUGACGUCUUAUAAUUAGUUGAUUAUAUGUAAAUCUAUUAUAAACAAACUCUUUUUUUAGAAAUGUCUUUUUUAGUCCCAUUACGAUUAAUUUCACAUAAUCAAAAGCGUUUUUUGUUUUUCUAAACCAAAUAACUACUUUCAGGUGUUUUAUGAAGAAAUAAAUGUUUUUUUUUUUCUUCAAAAGACACUCUGUGUGUUUAUUCCAAUAGAGUUUUUACUCAAAAACGCUUUAUGCAUUAUAUGAAACAAUGAAUUACACUCUAUAUGUACCGAAUGAAAUGGGUUCAUGUAAUUAACCAUUGUAAUGGAGCUAAGAUUUGGAGAAUAAAUAAAUAUUGAAGGAGGUUUCAUGGGCAA